AAUAAUAGAAACAAUAAUAGUUAUCUUUGUGGCUAUUGUACAUGCUGUUCCUCUGCUAAUUCCCCCUCUUUCUGCCACCUUCCUCCAGCCUUCAACCACUGCUGCAAAGACUCGGGGUUCCUCAUGGUGUUAAAGUGUCGAGAGCAGAACGCAGCACUGAAGGAAUGUCUGACGAUACACUACAAGGACCCUGCGUUCUUCGAGCAGUGUAAGCAGGAGUACAUCAAAGAGAAAAUUGAGUUUUUGACGACAGGGGUCGCGGCGAAGAACAGGAAACAAAAACUCCCAACUAGCAUGUAGCUAACAACAUGAUAGCCUCCCACCUUCUGAAGGUGCAGAUUGUGAGACUCUGGUCAGAACCAGCUCCAUGUCCCCCAUGGCCAGGAUACAUGCUCAUCUUUAAAGCGUAGCCUGUGCCUUUUAUUAAAACCUGUGGAGUGACUGAAAUCAGUUUGAUGUGCAAGAAAUAUAUCUAAUUAAUGGCUUCUUUUUUUCCUGUAUAUUUGCAAGAUGUUUUCUGUCAGAUUGCUGGAAUGAUCUCCCUCACUUGAUUAAAUCAGCAGCUUUAACAUUAUAUUUAGCGAUGAGCUCUUUGAUGAAUUGAAUAUGCAGAUCUGAUCAUACAGUCUCCUCCUGUAUCUACUGUUGUGUUGCCUUUGCUCUGCCUUAAAGCUUGGUUAAAAUCUGAAGUGUAAAACAUCCUUUGUCAUCAAAAAGGGUUGGUUUCCAAUUAAAGAAUCUUGUACAGCGUAUGUAAGAAACAUCUCGCAGAGCAUUAUAACAUGUAUGAUCAUUUGAAAUAGGCAAUGAUAAAUGACAUUGUAAAUAAAGAUAUUCAGCUGCACUAAAGUGUGUAUCGAUGGUAAAUGACAAACACAUCUAACAUCCUUUGUUUAUUUGAGUUAUUGUCUGUACAACAUAGACGUUUGGACGUUCUUGACACUAUGGGGGAAAUUAAAUGUCCAAGCAUUUGCUGAUUUAAA
Messenger RNA from Notothenia coriiceps (black rockcod), 983 nucleotides. It is a transcript of the gene cmc1, whose product is annotated as C-x(9)-C motif containing 1. The transcript has 2 exons. The annotation marks the transcript as partial. The record is from RefSeq and is a predicted model, not a curated record. Lineage: Eukaryota; Metazoa; Chordata; Actinopteri; Perciformes; Nototheniidae.